This is a messenger RNA of Pecten maximus, 4189 nucleotides long. RefSeq names its product A disintegrin and metalloproteinase with thrombospondin motifs 18-like. Gene Ontology annotation, molecular function: metalloendopeptidase activity. Gene Ontology annotation, biological process: proteolysis; extracellular matrix organization. Gene Ontology annotation, cellular component: extracellular matrix. NCBI's taxonomy places the organism in Eukaryota, Metazoa, Mollusca, Bivalvia, Pectinida, Pectinidae. The transcript has 21 exons. Bases 1 to 3711 code for a protein of 1236 amino acids. The record is from RefSeq and is a predicted model, not a curated record.
AUGCAUAUGAUGAUGAUGAUGAUGAUGAUGAUGAUGAUGCAUUACAGACUUGCUCAUGUCAUCCUUGUAAAUGGUCGAGGUCAUUUCAUUUCACACUGGACCAGUGGUUCUCAUCGCUCUCAUCGAUCUCAUCGCUCUCAUCGCUCUCAUUGCUCUCAUCUAGCCAGCCGUCACAGUCGUAGUGUUGAAAAUCAUUUCUACCUCAAUAUCACAACAGACAGUGAGAUUUUUCAUCUUAAACUUUCUCACAACUGGCAUUUAUUGGCCCCUGGGUUCAAAGUUUACCUUCGGCAUGGAAGCAAUAAUACCAAUUCCAUGGAAACAGAGACUUUAUCACACACCGAUGAUUGCAUGUACAGAGGCGAUGUUGUCUCCCAUUCUUCAAAUGUGGCUGUGGCACUCUGCCGAGGGGUGGCAGGAGUUUUACAAUUACCAGAUGAGGACUAUGUCAUCGAGCCACUGGCCGAACAUUUCUAUGUAAAAAACACAUCUACAUCUCAACAUAAUCACCACGGACCUCACCAUCACCAUGGACUUCACCAUCACCAUGGAUACGGCCAACCACAUGUCAUUUAUAAAAGAUCAGCUGUGAAUGGACAUGAACCUAGAUAUUAUGGAACUCAAAAAUAUGAUGAAUAUGUAUUCCCUGAGAGAAUAAAGCGAUCAUCUGCCACACAUAAUCAAAGACAGAGAACGUCACAUGACCGACAACAACAAGAAAGACUACGCCGACAGAGGUUGUUACACGAACGACGUCGUCAGGAAAGGAUGUCAAAUGAAAGACGUCGACAAGAAAUGUUACUGCGUGCUCGACGCCAACAGGAAAUGGCAAGAUCGAAAAAUGCCAGACGACAGGCGGAGAAAUUAUCAACUGUAAGACAACAACACGAGUCUUCUGAUUGGCGACGGAAGCAGUUCUCACGCACAAAAACAGUAGAGACCCUCGUUGUUGUCGACCAGCAUGUCUAUAAAAAACAUGGCCGACAGAACGUCACAACCUACGUACUCAGCAUGUUUAAUAUGGUGUCCCAGUUGUUUUUGGACGAUAGCCUUGGGUACAAGGUCAACAUCGUACUGGUUGGCCUCAUCAUUAUAGACGGAACAGAACCUGGACUUACCAUUAGUCACAACGCUGACAACACACUCAAUAGUUUUUGUCAAUGGCAAGCUGUGAUUGGAGGCAAACGACACCGACAACACGACCAUGCCAUACUCCUAACAGGACUUGACAUCUGUGCCUUACGAAACACUCCCUGUAACACAUUAGGAUUUGCUCCAGUGAAGGGGAUGUGUAACAGGCUAAGGAGCUGUAGUGUCACUGAGGACUCCGGACUGGCAACAGCAUUCACCAUCGCUCACGAAAUUGGUCACAAUUUUGGAAUGCUACACGACGGGACAGAUAAUUGGUGUCGGCCACAUGCCGGAACGAUCAUGUCGCCGACACUCAGCUCCAAAGGUGGUAUAUUCAAAUGGUCCGAAUGCAGUCGUAACUACCUUCAUAGGUUCUUCAACACCAUUCAGUCAAGUUGUUUGGUAGAUGAACCACAGGCAGUAGCAGAGUUAACGUUCCCAGAUAAAUUACCGGGGGAAAUCUUCAAUGCAGACACCCAGUGUCAGUGGCAAUUUGGGAGACAUGCUAGCCUCUGUAUCUUUGACUUUGGAAAGAGAGAGAUUUGUCAGAAACUUUGGUGUUACAAGGGUGGUAUGAUGUGUGAAACAAAGUUCCUCCCUGCGGCCGAUGGCACGUCAUGUGGUGCCGGUAAGUGGUGUAGACAAGGUCAAUGUGAAACCUAUGGUGUCCGAGGUCCUCUUCCUGUGAAUGGACAGUGGUCAACAUGGUCUGAGUGGUCAGCUUGCUCUAGGACCUGUGGCGGAGGGGUUAAAGGUCGUAAAAGACAGUGUAAUGAUCCAUUGCCGCAGUAUGGAGGAGAACCAUGUAGUGGGACCCAUAACAUGAGUAAACUGUGUAACUUACAGAGCUGUGGGGAAAACAGCGCUGACUUUCGCAGCGUUCAGUGUGAGGAAUACGAUGAGAAGGCGUUCCGGGGAUGGAAUUAUAAAUGGAAGCCUUACCGACGGAUCUUUGAUGUCCAAGACCAGUGCAAACUAUACUGCCAGGCCGACGGAUACAACUUUUUCUAUGCCCUCGCCAAACAGGUCGUGGAUGGCACACGUUGUAACGAAUACUCCAGUGACAUAUGUGUCCAAGGACAGUGUCGUUCUGUAGGAUGUGACCUUGUUAUUGGGUCUCCGGCCAAGAAAGACAUCUGCGGAAUGUGCAUGGGCGAUAACUCCACAUGUAAUGUGUUUGGAGGCUCCUAUGAAAGUCAACCAGAAAGAAAUCGAUAUUUCCCCAUUGUCGUUAUCCCCAAGGGAGCACGAAGCAUCGUCCUACGCGAGACAUCACUCUCUACUAACUACCUCGCCCUUCGUAACAUUUUUGGCAAAUACUAUCUCAAUGGGGACUGGCACUUGAGUACCGAGGGGUCUUACACUGUGGGAGGCGCUAGAUUUAUUUACAAACGAAGCUAUCGGGAGCCGGAAAGACUGGAGUCUGAUGGUCCCCUCUCGGAGGACAUUGUUCUGGAGUUGCUGUCACAAGGCGUGAAUCCAGGGAUAUUGUACCAAUAUGCCAUGCCCAAAGUUUUACCAAAAGUGUAUGCAGUUCCUCAUAACCACACGUGGAGCGUGAAGCUGACUCACUGUAGUGAACAAUGUGCGGGAGGGGUCCAAACAUCUACUGCUCACUGUUCUCGUGAGGAUGGUGAGGAGGUCAACCCUCGUCUCUGUGCCCAAAGGUCGAAACCAAAAACAGGCGUGUCUUCCUGUAAUGUCAAACCAUGUACCCCAAGGUGGUUUACUGAGCCUUGGGGUGACUGCACAAAAUCGUGUGGGGGAGGAAAACAAAAGCGCCGAGUAUAUUGUCGGCAGAAAAUCUCACAGAAGGAGGAUCGUCGAGUCAGUAAACGACGCUGUGACAAAAAUCUCCGUCCAGCAAAAAAGAUUGCAUGCAACACACAAGAGUGUCCACCAGCUUGGCACAUGAAAAAAUGGUCAGAGUGUUCAACUACAUGUGGUUCUGGUACGAAGACACGGGAGGUGAGUUGUCGCAGUCGUACUAGUCGUGGUCCAAUCCAACUCCCGGCCACCAUGUGUCAACAUCAGCCUGUUGUUCCCACCACCAGGAAAUGCCACGUGAUCAAAUGUCCACCUAUCAUAACAUACCAGUGGAUUGUAUCCACCUGGACCGAGUGUGCAUCAUCUUGUGGUACCGGGGUCCGUACAAGGAAGCUCAAGUGUGGCAACCAAAAAGAUGGGCGAGUAUGGAAGAUGGAUAGCACUGCAAUGUGUCAGAAUCUCGAUCGACCGGACAUUCCACUGAAAGAAGAAUGCCAGCUCCCAGCAUGCCCGGAAGAGGAUCAUCCAUUUUGGUUCUCAUCGCCUUGGUCCCAGUGCUCUGUGACUUGUGGGGCCGGGAUUCAGACUCGUCUCGUCCACUGUAUGGACAAACAGACCCAAGGCCUAGCGUCAGGAUGUCCAGCUCGCACAAAACCGUUGUCCAGACGCAGAUGUCAGACUACUACUUGUCCAGCACCAGAUCCAUUGUGUAUCGACCAUUUCCGGUGGUGCCACCUUGUUCCAAAACAUGACAUAUGUAAUCACCAUUUUUAUGGACGUAAGUGUUGUUUAUCAUGUAAAACCAAAGUAUGACGACGACCUAUAGAAUAUAGACCAAUCAUAUCGAAGACUAGGCAUUAACAGCUGCAAGUACCAGCAUUUGGAAUUAGUUCGUUUGAAAGAGAUAAGCAAUGUAACGGAGAGGUAACAAGGUACUCCAAACCACGUUGAUAAAAAAAUGAAGGAUGGAUUCCCAAAAUUCCUAAAGAAUACUUCAAAGGAACGAUGUUGGACGAUUGUAUGCAAUAUCAAUGCUCACACAUUCAAGGAUUGUAUUCCACAUUCUCUUGUGCAGAGGUCAGUUUGGAGCGAUAAUCGAUGCAAGGUCCAGGGAACAUAUCGUAUUGCAUUAUAAAUGUUUUUUUUUCCCGAUGCAGUAACCUAAUCAGACAAAUCGUACGCACAAACGGUCGUGAAAAGUGAUUUACUUGUACACACUUGUAAAACAUAGUAUUUGUUUUCUUGGAAAACAUUAUACAUCCUAUUUGGAAAUUGUGCAGUUGGAGUUAUA